Molecule: messenger RNA, 8155 nt
Organism: Enhydra lutris kenyoni (northern sea otter)
Lineage: Eukaryota; Metazoa; Chordata; Mammalia; Carnivora; Mustelidae
Product: dispatched RND transporter family member 2
Exons: 8
Coding region: 1-4197 (1398 amino acids)
Source: RefSeq, a predicted model, not a curated record
AUGGAUGCUGGUAGCGGCGGCAGCAGCCGCGGUCCGGCUCCCGGCCCGGGUCCGGAAGGGGAUCAUCGGCCCAAGGGGGAGCCCUUGGCCCCAGACGGCAGCUUCCCGGACAGGUCCCAGAGCAAGGCUGUGGCCCCUGAGGCAAGCCCAGAGAAGAGCUGCUCCCUCCACAGUGGCCCCCUGGAGGAUCCUUCCAGUUCUUCAGGACCCCCACCAACAACUUCCACCCUCCAGCCUGUGGGCCCGUCCAGCCCCUUGGCCCCUGAACACUUCACCUACACCCGGGCACCGCAGGAAUACCGGGGAGACAAUUCCCUGCCAGGGCUUGGGGACCGAGCAGCUCUAUGCUCCCAUGGCUCUAGCCUCAGCCCUUCACCAGCCCCCUCACAGCGAGAUGGGGCCUGGAAGCCGCCAUCUGUGCAACACCAUGUGGUCAGUGUCAGGCAGGAACGGACCUUCCGGAUGCCAAAGAGCUAUUCCCAGCUGAUUGCUGAGUGGCCAGUGGCUGUGCUGCUGCUGUGUCUGGCUGUCAUCCUUGUCUGCACCCUGGCUGGACUGCUGGGGGACCAGCUGCCCGACUUCUCCAAGCCCUUGCUGGGCUUUGAGCCUCGAGACACAGACAUCGGCCGCAAGCUGGUAGUGUGGAGAGCACUGCAAACCCUCACGGGCCCCAGGAAGCUGCUUUCUCUUUCCCCAGACCAUGAGCAGAACAGUUCCAACGCCCAUACCACUCUGAGCCCCACACCCUGGAGCAGUACCCAGGAGGGCUUAGUCCGGCCUCGAAGGAUGGUGGAGCCCCUAGAGGACAGAGGACAGAACUUCUUCUGUGGCCCGCCUGAGAAGAGCUAUGCACAGCUGGUGUUCAUGUCCACCUCAGCAGGCAGCCUGUGGAACCUGCAUGCCAUCCAUUCCAUGUGCCGCAUGGAACAGGACCAGAUCCGCUCCCAUAGCCACUUUGGGGCUCUGUGCCAGCGUACGGAAGCCAACAAGUGCUGCCCCAGCUGGUCCCUGGGCAACUAUGUGGCUCUGCUCUCCAACCGCUCCUCCUGCCUGGACACUACUCAAGCCGAUGCGGCCCGAACACUGGCCCUUCUGCGGGCCUGUGCCAUCUACUACCACCGCGGCGCCCUGGUGCCCUCUUGUUUGGGCCCUGGACAGGACAAGCCAGCACACUGCACCCAGGUGCCCACCAAGUGCUCCCGGAGCAGCGCUGUCUACCAACUCCUCCAUUUCCUACUGGACAGGGACUUUCUGAGUCCCCAGACUGCCGACUACCAGGUGCCCUCCCUCAAGUACAGCCUGCUCUUCCUGCCCACUCCCAAGGGGGCCUCCAUGAUGGGCAUCUACCUGGACCGCCUGGCAGUGCCCUGGGGGCUCUCUGACAACUACACGUCCAUCACCGGCAUGGACCUGGGCCUCAAGCAGGAGCUGCUGAGACACUAUCUGGCCCAGGACACGGUGUACCCCUUGCUGGCCCUGGUUGCCAUCUUCCUCAGCAUCGCCCUCUACCUGCGUUCCCUCUUCCUCACGCUCCUGGUACUGCUGGGGGUGCUGGGCUCCCUGCUGGUCGCCUUCUUUCUCUACCGGGUGGCAUUCCGCAUGGCCUACUUCCCCUUCGUCAAUCUGGCUGCCUUCGUCCUUCUCAGCAGCGUCUGCGCCAACCACACACUCAUAUUCUUCGACCUGUGGCGCCUCAGCAAGAGCCAGCUGCCCUCGGGGGGGCUGGCGCAGCGCGUGGGCCGCACCAUGCACCACUUCGGCUACCUGCUGCUGGUCUCGGGCCUGACCACAGCCGCGGCCUUCUACGCCAGCUACCUGAGCCGCCUGCCGGCCGUGCGCUGCUUCGCCCUCUACCUGGGCACGGCCGUGCUGGCCCACCUGGCCCUCACGCUGGCCUGGCUGCCCGCCUCCGCCGUGCUCCAUGAGCGCUACCUGGCGCGCGCCUGUGCGUCCCGGGUGCAGGGCCCGAGGGCCGGCAGCGCGCCCCGGCGACUGGCCCUGGCGCUGCACAGAAGGCUCCGCGGUCUCCGGAGGGCGGCGGCCGGCACCUCGCGCCUGCUCUUCCAGCGCCUCCUGCCCUGUGGGGUCAUCAAGUUCCGCUACAUCUGGAUCUGCUGGUUCGCUGCGCUGGCGGCAGGGGGCGCCUACAUCGCCGGCGUCAGCCCCCGCCUGCGGCUGCCCACGCUGCCGCCGCCCCGCGGCCAGGUCUUCCGGCCCAGCCACCCCUUUGAGCGCUUCGACGCCGAGUACCGCCAGCAGUUCCUGUUUGAGCGGCUUCCUCAGAGCGAGGGCGGCCAUUUGCCCGUGGUGCUGGUGUGGGGCGUCCUGCCCGUGGACACUGGCGACCCGCUUGACCCUCGCAGCAACAGCUCACUGGUGAGUGACCCCGCCUUCUCGGCCAGCGGCCCGGAAGCCCAGCGCUGGCUGCUGGACCUCUGCCACGGAGCUCGGAAUCAGAGCUUCUUUGGAGCCCAGCCCGAGGGCUGGCCCACGCUCUGCUUCGUGGAAGCCCUCCAGCGCUGGGUGGAGAGCCCCGCUUGUGCCCGCCUGGGGCCGGGCCUCUGCUGUGGCCACUCUGCCUUCCCUUGGGCACCCCAGCUUUUCCUUCACUGCCUCAAGAUGAUGGCUCUGGAGCAAGGCCCCAACGGCACCCGGGACCUGGGGCCACGCUUCAAUGCCCAUGGCAGCCUGGCUGCCCUGGUCCUGCAGUUCCAGACUAACGUCCAGUAUAGUCCGGACUACGGCCAGGCCCACCGCUUCUACACUGAGGUUAGCCACUGGCUGGCGGCCGAGCUGGGCCGCGCACCCCCCGGCCUCCACCGGGGCUGGUUUACCAGCCAUCUGGAGCUCUACAGCCUGCAGCACAGCCUGAACACAGAACCAGCUGUGGUGCUGGGCCUCGCGCUGGCACUGGCCUUUGCCACACUGCUGCUGGGCACCUGGAACGUUCCACUGAGCCUGUUCUCCGUGGCAGCCGUGGCGGGCACCGUGCUGCUGACUGUGGGGCUACUGGUUCUGCUCGAAUGGCAGCUCAACACUGCCGAAGCUCUCUUUCUCUCCGCCUCUGUGGGCCUCUCGGUGGACUUCACAGUCAACUACUGUAUCUCCUAUCACCUGUGCCCGCACCCUGACCGCCUGAGCCGAGUGGCCUUCUCCCUGCGUCAGACCAGCUGUGCCACGGCAGUGGGGGCCGCGGCCCUGUUUGCGGCCGGGGUGCUCAUGCUACCCGCAACCGUGCUGCUCUAUCGCAAGCUGGGCAUUGUCCUGAUGAUGGUCAAGUGUGUCAGCUGUGGCUUCGCCAGCUUCUUCUUCCAAUCUCUGUGCUGCUUCUUUGGGCCAGAGAAGAACUGUGGGCAGAUCCUCUGGCCUUGUGCCCACCUGCCUUGGGACACUGGAACCGGAGAGCCAAGUGGGGAUAAGGCAGGCCGCCCACGGGCAGGGCCAGCAGGAGGGGCGCCCGGAUCAUGCUCGGAACAGUACGAGCUCCAGCCCCUGGCACGGCGCCGGAGCCCCAGCUUUGACACAAGCACAGCCACGAGCAAACUGUCCCACCGGCCCUCUGUGCUCUCAGAGGAUCUCCAGCUGCAUGAUGGCCCCUGCUGCUCCCGUCCCCCACCGGCCCCUGCCUCCCCGAGGGAGCUGUUCCUGGACCACCAGUCCGUCUUCAGCCAGUGCCCAGCCCUGCAAACAUCCUCCCCUUAUAAGCAGGCGGGCGCCAGCCCCAAGACCCAAGGCAGGCGGGACUCCCCAGGCCAGAAGGCUGAGCCUGCGAGGGCCUCACCAAAAGUCCCUGCCCACUCUCCCAAGGCCAAGUCUGUGGAACCUCCUGAUUGCCUCUGCUCUUCAGCCAGCACCCUAGAGGGCCUCAGCGUCUCUGAUGAGACCUGUCUGAGCACCUCGGAGCCCAGUGCCCGAGUUCCAGAUUCUGUUGGUGCCUCCCCAGACGACCUGGAUGAAACAGAGCCAACUGUACCCGAGCGGGGCCAGCUGAACGAAAAGCGGGACACCCUGUGGCUGGCGCUGAGGGAGGCCGUGUACGAUCCUUCCAUUCCUGCCUCCCACCAGAGCAGCUCAUCCUGGAAGGGCCAUGGGGCCCCGGGGGAUGGCAGCCCUGUGGUGCUGCCCAACAGCCAGCCAGAUCUGCCAGACGUUUGGCUCCGCAGGCCCAGCACCCACACUUCAGGCUACAGUAGCUGAGGGAGGCCUGGACUAGGGUGCAGAGCCUGUUGGAGGCGACAAGGUGGCCCCGGACUGAAGCUUGAUGGUGUCUCCCCACCUCAGCAUGGAGAGGUUUCACCAUCCAACUGUGGAGUUUAAACCCUGCCCCAUGUGGGUCAGCCUCGGUCCAGGCUGCUGCUUACUCCCCACAUCUGGAAGAUUCAGUGGGGUGGAUCUUGGGAAAGAAAGGUCACAGGCUCAUGUCUUGUGACUUGCUGAUCUCUCGUCUGCCCCCCCCCCAACCUAAUGCCAACCAGGACCUCUAGAAGGGGGAAGGCCAGAUUUGUGGCUCCAGGUAUCAGGGGGAGGCCGACCUGGCCUCCAAGCCAAGCGGGUGUGAGGGACCCAGUUCCUGGGACCCUGCAGGGCACCUCACCAACCAGAAGAGCCCUGGGGAACCCCAACAGCCCCCGGGACCUCACACCUUUCAGGGGCUCUUUAUCAGGACACUCCCUUCUCUUCAGGGAGCUUCUCUGGGCCAGAAUUAGGCUGAGGCCUCUUUCCUGAAUGGCCUUAACCUCCUCACACUCCCUAGGCUGACCAGGAAUUCGUCAAGGCCGGGUAGAGAUGGCUGCUGGCAAUGAAGCAGGGGGAGGAAGGCCAGCCAGCCUGAGUGUCGUUCAGUUGCAGAAACAGUCCCUUGUGGGGAGCAGGAAGUGUGUGCUCCCCUGGAAACAAACAAGAACCCUUUAUAUCCUGUAUCUUUUCCUUUACACAAUACUUAACUUGCAUACCCACGUCUCCUUGGAAUCUCACCAUUUCACUACGGGGUAGCCUGCAAUUAGCCAGAUCCUCCCCCCCUCCAUCCCCGGUUUAUAGGUAAAGUCACUGAGAAUAAGUAAGGUUAAGUGAUUGACUCACAGUCUUAGAGCUCAUAAGUGUGGGAGCAGGCUUCCUGCCUUGAUCCACUGCUAGAAUUCCCACUGUCCUGGUUACCUGCCCCAGGGCAUUGGACUGUAGUUAACCUGAUGGUUCACCUUGCAGGUGUUUCUGAGAAUACCCCAUCCCGCCCCUCUUCAGACCUCUGUCUCCAGACAGCGCUGUACUCUGAGCAAGCUGCGCUUUGUUCUACAUCUGCCCCGUGCUUCCCUCCAGAUCCACUGAGAACCUCCAGGCUCUGGGGCAUCCUGGCAGAGCUGAUUCCCCUGUUCCAGGGCAUGCUUCUUCCAUGGCCGCAGCGUGUGGAGAGGCAGAGGGUAGUAGAGGUUGAACAGAAUUCAGCUAAGGCAGGAACUCAGGACGGUCCCUUUGGGGAGAGUGCGAGUCUAAAACUCUACCCCCAGUCAGGGAAACCCCAGCUUCCUACAGGCAAGUCUGUCUGGGGGCACUCAGGAGACCAAAAGGUGACUCCCUGUUCCCCAAAGCAAAGAGUCGCUCUGCAAAGUUUUAUGCCAUGUGAGAGCUCCUGGCCCUUGAAGCAAAGUUACUCGAACACCUACUCUCAUGUGGAACCACGAGGAGACAGAGGCCUGGAAGGGAAAUUGAGCACCUGCCCUCGAGGGGCUCACAUGUUAGCUCUUCCCUCAGGCAUGGAUGGGUCACUGGUGGCACCUUGCAGUGUGGGCUGAGGGCCAUGUGCCUGUCACCAUUCAUAUUGCUAGAGGUCAGGUACCCAGGACCGGUAACCAGGAUGGCUUCCCUGAAGGGAGACAACUUGAGCUGGGCUUUGGAAGUCCAAGUGUCUCAGACUGGAAGGGACCUUAAUGAUCAUUUAUUCCAGCAGUUUUCAAACUUUGUAGCCUCAGGAUCCUUUCUUCAAAGAAUCCUUGUGUGGAAACACAGUUACAAAACAGAUAAGAAGCAGCAACUCCGGGGGUGGUGCUGGGUGGGUGUGUACAGAGUCAGCUCAGCCUCCCUUUCUCCUGGGCUUCUUGGGGGCCCUGGGGAACCCCACAAGCUCCCUGUAGCUCUAACAGAAUGUGGUGUGAAAACCACCAAGCCAGGUCAUUUUACAGAUGAGUAACACAGAGAGGAAGGGAUUCUUCUAGGGCCAGACAGUCUGUGACCCAGCUAGAGGCAACUCAAGAGGUGUUUCUGUUUUGUUUUGUUUUGUUUUUUCCUGUAUUCUUGAAACCUACCUCCCACCAUAAGAAGCCCAUGAGAAGUGGAGCAGAAAUCCAAAUGACACACAGGAGUUCUAGAAGCGCGAGAAGACCAUGGGUGGGAAUGACAGGCUACGUCAGCUCCUCUGCAAGCUGAGAAAAUCAAACCCAUUUGACCCCUGACCACCAGGAAGAGGAGGCAAGAAUGAGGACCUAACUUGCACCUAUUCUCUGGGAGGUCUGUGGAACCACUCUGUCUUCAUGUCCAAUUGGAAUUCCCUGUCUGUGGCCUGAGGCUACUCAUCAAGGUCUUGGUUUCUCUGCACUGUGGACCGUGUCCUUCUGUAUCACACACUAAUGCUUUGAGAGCCCUGGUCUCAUCUGGGACAAUCAGCCAGAGAGAGGACAAAGUGAGCCCUUCCUUCUGAGCGUGAGCAGAAGUCUGGCCUUGACUCAAAAAAGAGACCAGUGUCUUAAUUGUUUUUUCCAAGCACCUCGCCAAGGCUCUUCUGCUUUGUAUUGUGGGGGUGGGCAGCAGGGACCUAGACCAAAAGGACCUGCUCUUCCACAUCCUUUUUGUCUUGCAAAGGGAGACAUGGUAUCUGGGACUGGAGCUUUGAAAUUUUGCCAGAACACAACCACUGAAAUGUCAGAGAGAAUACAGAGGGGUGGGUAGGGUGGGCAUCAGGGAUGUGGGCACAGCUGAGGAUCCUACUCAGAGAUUUCUGGGUCCCAUUCUUGCAGGCCACAGCCACAAAACCCAGCAGGAAGGCUGAUCAACCAGAGUAGCUGAGGUACAGACUGGAUUUGGUCUUUAUACCACUGGGCCCCAAAGACUGGAAGACCCCAGCGGUAAUCUAAAACACCACCUCACUCCCAGAGUGGCCCAUACCAACAGCAGGCAACCCACAUUAAUGGAUAAUCUAGCCUGCCUCUCCAGCCCCAACUCUGAAAAGCAGGAUUUAAAGUAUUGUCAAUUUCCUGUAAGUUUCAGCAGACCUAUUUGCUUCAUUACAUUAUCAGUGGUUACAAGGAGUAUAUGGCUCAGAAGCAUGCUGAGGCAGGGGAAAACCAGCUAAAGCAUUCAUGUUUGCUCUGUGAAAUUCGAGAAAUGGUUUCUUAACACUGAGACACUUUAAAAUAGAACUACGUUGACACCCAUUUGGGACUUAAGGUCCUUUCUCCUAUUUGUGCCACAGAUCCUUGAACUUCCACUCAGAGUAUGAGUACCUGUGCUGUAUGUUUUUAAAAUGUAACUUGGUUUACUUUGUCACUAUGGGAAAACCCAUCCUUCCAUGGCUGUGGUGCUUUGUUGACAAUGAUAGAGAUUGGUUUGACUAGCAGACUCUUAGAUUGGCACAUGGCAUAAGUGAUACCAUGAUACUAAGGCAAUAUCCCAGCCUAAGCCCGAUUCUAAAAGAGACAUCUUGUAAGAGAUUUAUAAGCCAAACUUCCUCAGCCCCAUCUAAAUCAUUCCAUUCUUAUCCCAUUGCAUGACAGGACAGAGAAGCAGGUGAGAGGUAUCAGGAAAGAAGAUGCAUUGGUUUACAACCUUCACACAUUUAUCUGGAGAGUUUCUGCUCUUUUCUUCCAUGGUGGCCUUUGAUAAUACAUAUGGGCAGUGACAGCGCUCUGACACCCCAUCCCAUCCAUCAGGACUCCAUUUGCUUGGGGAUAGAAAAAACAGGCAUUCCUCACCCUUUCCACACACACCCUUGAUCCCAGGGACAACUAUAACUCAAGGUCAGGAGGUGUUUAUGCGUAAGAGAAGAAAGUGUAACUCAGUUCGACGGGAAGAAUACAAAGGAAAGCCACUCUGUGCUACGUAAAUGGUUGUCCAAAGCCACUCUGUGUUGAAAAGCCCUGGAAGGACCUUGAUAAAGUUAUAAUCAUUA